Messenger RNA from Capsicum annuum, 2813 nucleotides. Its product is annotated as protein HESO1. The record is from RefSeq and is a predicted model, not a curated record. Lineage: Eukaryota; Viridiplantae; Streptophyta; Magnoliopsida; Solanales; Solanaceae. Gene Ontology annotation, biological process: RNA 3'-end processing. The transcript has 10 exons. Gene Ontology annotation, molecular function: nucleotidyltransferase activity. Bases 220 to 2496 code for a protein of 758 amino acids.
AUAAAUUAAAAAUUGAAUUAAGAAUAAAUAUAUAAAAUCGAAUCAAAUCGACCAAUGUGUCGCGGCAUUACCCGAAAGUUAAAUAAAAAGAGCACACGUGCGGAGCCUUGUUCUUCUCUCCUGUUCUAACUGGUCUGCUCCACCAUGAGUACAAGGUAUAAAUAAGCAAUUUUAAGCAGAAAAAUCAUCAUCAUCAAGAUUCAUAUUUCUCACAAAACCAUGGUGUAUCAUGUUAAAGUUAUUCGUAAGAGAGCAGAGAGGCAUGAACGGAAGCGAAUGCAAAGCCAUAAGGUGCAUGCGGAGCGAUUAUCUGUGUUUGAAGAAUUACUUAAUGAGAUUUAUACAGUUCGUCGCCCUAAACCAAGUGAUUAUGAAGUUAGGAGAGAUUUGGUUUCUGCUUUUAAUGAGAUAGCAAAGGAUAUCUACGGACCCUCUGGUAAUGUUCCUGUAGUGGAGGAGUUUGGAUCUUUCGUAAUGGAUCUAUUCCAUUCAAAGAGUGACCUAGAUCUAUCGGUUAAUUUUGACAACCGUUUAGUUGAAUUUUCGCAUGAGAAGAAGAUUCAAACUCUUAGGAAAUUUGCAAGGAAGUUAUAUGCACUUCAAAGGUAUGGGCAUGUUUCUGGUGUUCAUCCAGUAAUAGCUGCCAAGGUGCCCGUUCUGAAAGUUGUUGAUUGUGGAACGAAAAUUGAGUGCGAUAUAUCAGUUGAAAACAGGGAUGGAGUUUCAAAGUCUAAGAUAAUCCACAUGAUUUGUUCACUCGAUGAAAGGUUUCAGAAGCUGAGCUUUUUGAUGAAAGCUUGGGCAAAAGCGCAGAAUAUUAAUAGCUCAAAAGACAAAACUUUGAACUCAUUAUCCGUAAUACUUCUGGUUGCUUUUCAUUUGCAGACACGAAAUCCGCCAAUACUACCACCAUUUUCUGCCAUAUUAGAAGAUGGCUCUGAUCCGGAUGCAGUGGCAAGGUCGUUGAAGAAGUUUGUGAAUUAUGGGAAGCAGAACAAAGAGUCAGUAGCUGAGCUGCUAGUUACUCUAUUAAUCAAGUUAUUGUCGAUUGAGAAGCUAUGGGCCAAAGGACUAUGUGCAAGCACCUACGAAGCAUCUUGGCUAUCUAGAACAUGGGACUCCAAAGUUUGCUGCAUGAGCGUUGAGGAUUUCACUGAUCGGUCUCAAAAUGUUGCAAGGGCUGUUGGGAAAGGAGAAGUAAAACGCAUAUACAAGUGUAUCCAGCGUAGUAGCGAAUACAUUUCUGCUUUUAUGGAUGGCAUUGUUGAAGUACCCAUGUUGAAACAUCAUUUGUUUGGCCAUGCUGCUCCCUUUCAAGAAGAUUCUCAGACAAAGAACAUUAAAGAAAAUGGAAAUAUAGUCGCUCUUCCUUGUAGUGAUAUCAAGAAUAAGGAGGAUCAAAGUAAAGAAGGCCAGAAAGGAAGUCAGUCAGCUGUACCUUCUGAACCUAUCGCGACAAAAAGAAAAUGUUCUACCGAUGGUUGGGAAGGAUCAACUUCAGCGAGUUCGGGACAGUCGAAGGAGAAUGGUGUACUGCCUGAGUCUCCCUGGAAAAAAGGAAAAUGGUCUACUGAAGGUUGGGAAGGAGUACGUUCAACAAGUUGGGGACAGCUCAAGGAGGACGGUGGGCCACCCGACUCUCCCUGGUCAAAAGGAAAAUGGUCUACAAAAGGUUGGGGAAAAGAAUCUUCAGUGAAUAGGGGACAGUCAAAGGGGGACGGUGUACCCCCCGACUCGUGUAGGGGAAAAGCAUCUUCAGCGAAUUGGGGGCAGUCAAAGGGCGACGGUGUACCCCCAGAUUCAUGUACCAAAGGUUGGGGAAAAGCAUCUUCAUCGAACUGGGGACAGUCAAAGGGGGACGGUGUACCACCAGACUCGUGUACCAAAGGUUGGGGAAAAGCAUCUUCAUCGAAGUGGGGACAGUCAAAGGGGGACAGUGUACCCCCAGACCUGUGUACCAAAGGUUGGGGAAAAGCAUCUUCAUUGAAUUGGGGGCAGUCAAAGGGGGACGGUGCACCCCCAGACUCGUGUACCAAAGGUUGGGGAAAAGCAUCUUCAUCGAAUUGGGGACAGUCAAAGGGGGACGGUGUACCACCAGAUUCGUGUACCAAAGGUUGGGGAAAGGCAUCUUCUUCAUCGAAUUGGGGACAGUCAAAGGGGGACGGUGUACCCCCAGACUCAUUUACCAAAGGUUGGGGAAACGCAUCUUCAUCGAAUUGGGGACAGUUAAAGCGGAAUGGUGUACCCCCAGACUCGUGUACCAAAGGCUGGGGAAAAGCAUCUUCAUCGAGUUGGGGACAGUCAAAGGGGCACGGUUUACCACCGGACUCUUUCUGGACAAACAGAAAAAGAUCAGAACAAACCCCGGGAGGAACUUCUGCUCAAUGGUUGAAAAAACCAGACACAAGAAGUUGGCCCCAAAGGAAGCAUAACAAUAACUAUGCACCUAAGGCUAAGUGGUCAAAAAUGCAGACAGGAGGUUGGGGAGGAAGAUAAAUGGAACCAUCUCUUUUGUUAUCAAUCAUCUUUUUUGAUCUUUCUCAUGGAUAUGCCUGAACAAGUACGCUGCGAUAUCAAGUUGAAUCAUCUGCAACAACUUUUGCAUUCUUGUUAUGACUCGGGGAGUAUUUCGCAUGAGCUAACGUACCCCUAGCCCCUCGUUAAUCUCUUGUUUUUGUUCUGGUUUGUCAGGAUAUUUUGUACAGUUUUGUUGACUUAGCAGUUAACAAUGACCUAACAAGAUGGAGUGUUAACUUGCUCAAUGUACAUUAAUUCUAUUUAUCUUUUGAACAUCAAGGAAUUUUCAAGGACAA